GAAAGUUGAAAAAUUAGAUAUCAAGAAUAGACGAUGUGGAACCAUAUCCACUUCUCACACAGGACAGGGAAAUGGCAACCAUGUCCCUUACAGUUGCAGCACCUUCUCUUUCCUUUCCUUCAACUCCCUCUCUCACCAAACUCCAUAGCCGUGUCCUUCACAUCAAGCCCCUCCACUGCACUCCCAUUCACCAACAACACGUACUUCUUCUUUUCUUCGCCAUUAUUGAAUUCAUUCAACUCAAAAGCUUCAUCCACCUCAUAUGUUUGUUCUUGAUCAAGGUUGAUGCAGAUGCAGCUAUCAUGUGUGAGCCUUGCAAUGGAAAAGGGUGGUUAGUCUGUGACUUUUGUAAAGGCCAAAAGACCAACAUCAAAGCCGAAAACAAACGUAUCUAUCGAAGAUGUCCCUCUUGCAAAGCCGUUGGGUAUGUCUUGUGUUCUAACUGCAAGGUCUUCAAAUGCGUCACUUUUCCUAAUUUCGAAGAUUCCCAGAACUGAAUUGACCAACAACUUUCUUUUUCACAAUUUCAUGCCAUAGUGAUUACGCUAAUCAGCAACAAGGAUCGAUUCUCUUGUUUAUUUUCAUUCUUCACACCUGCUCUUGUCGAUCUCCUAUACAAUUUUACUUCUUUAAGAUGAAUCAAUUUUAUUUACUGGUCAAAAAGUUAAGGAAAGAGAUGAUACAGUGUUUCACUGUCAUCUCUGUUUUGUAUCUCAUGGAUUACUGUAAGUGAUGUGAUCCAAAGAAUUGUAAAUGUUGAAGCUUGAUAAUGUUAUGCGUUCUUGCUGCUCAUUACAAUUUUUUUUUUUUCGA
This is a messenger RNA of Vigna radiata var. radiata (mung bean), 813 nucleotides long. RefSeq lists its product as uncharacterized. Bases 72 to 497 code for a protein of 141 amino acids. The transcript is spliced from 2 exons. The record is from RefSeq and is a predicted model, not a curated record. NCBI's taxonomy places the organism in Eukaryota, Viridiplantae, Streptophyta, Magnoliopsida, Fabales, Fabaceae.